UUUUUAUUUUUAAUUGUCAUUUGUCAAUCGGAGGGCCCGGUGAACAGUCCUUUUUAUCGUUUUUUGUGGGUUUUCCUCCUUUAUUCCGCUGCUGAAUUAGUUUCCUCGUUUAUUAUUAAAGGAACUAAGCAAGAUGUCCGAGAAACAUCUGCAAACUGGCGAUGCUCUGCCCCCAUUUGGUGGAAAGCUCCGGCUCUUUGCCAUGAGAUUCUGUCCGUACGCUGAGCGCAGUGUGCUGGUACUGAAUGCUAAGAACAUUCCCUAUGACCUGGUCUUCAUCAACCUUGACCAGAAGCCCGAGUGGAUCUUCAACUUCAGCCCUAGGGGUGCAGUACCAGCGCUGGAGUAUGAGCAAGGCAAGGGCAUCUUUGACAGCAACGUGAUCAACGUGUACUUAGACGAGAAGUACCCGGAGGUGCCGCUGCAGGCCGCCGACCCGCUGCGCCGGGCCCAGGACAAACUUAUUGUCGAGAACUUUAGUGCUGCCCAAUCAGCUUACUACACAGCAGCAUUCAACGCGCAAGCCUUGCAGCCGUCUCAUCUGGAGAACUACCACAAGGGUCUUGAACUACUCCAGAAGGAGCUGGAGACCCGAGGCACCAAGUUCCUGCAUGGAGACCAAGCUGGGCUGGUCGACUACACUCUGUGGCCCUUCCUAGAACGGUUUGAGGCUUUACCGCUACUCGGGAAAAGCGAGUAUGCUAUUGACAAGUCCAAAUAUGAUAUUCUGCUGACCUACAUGGAGUCGAUGAAGCAGGUGCCAGCUGUGAAGACCUACUACCUGUCUGCCGACAUGCACGCCAAGUUCACAGAGUCCCGCGUCAAGGGAGACCCCAACUACAACAUGCUAGACUCCAGUGCUGAAGUCUGCUGCUUCCGCCCCAGGAAGAAGAAGGAAUAGAUGCAAUAUAAUUUACACCGCCCUAUUUUUAUUUAUAUAUAUGUAUGAAGUUUACUACAAGCAUGUGAAUUUUGAAUGCAAUAAAAGUACAAUUACAUUGUGAAA
This is a messenger RNA of Plutella xylostella (diamondback moth), 1006 nucleotides long. RefSeq lists its product as uncharacterized. NCBI's taxonomy places the organism in Eukaryota, Metazoa, Arthropoda, Insecta, Lepidoptera, Plutellidae. The record is from RefSeq and is a predicted model, not a curated record. Gene Ontology annotation, molecular function: glutathione dehydrogenase (ascorbate) activity; glutathione transferase activity. Gene Ontology annotation, biological process: glutathione metabolic process. Gene Ontology annotation, cellular component: cytoplasm.